AUGUCGAAACCUCCACCAUCAUGUCACUGCGUAGUAGUUGAUGCGUUUUACAACCUUUCUUCUUCUCCACAAUACGUCUUCCUCCUCAGGUCUCUCUCUCACUCUCACUAUUCGGAAUCCUUUGGGAUUAGGGUUUCGACGAUUCCACUCUGCCUUUUGUUGGUUUUUUCUGCAAUGUCUUGUUCUGUCAGGGUGAAAAGGAUGGCAUCUAAUCAAAGUGUUCACGAGGUUUUCAACAGCUUCGAUACUUUAUCUGAGAUUCUCCUCCUCUUACCACCUGAGGAAACUUACAAGCUGAUUCUAGUAUCAAAGCGUUGGCUUCAGAUCAUCUCCAGCCCUUUCUUCCGUCACGCUUACCUCACCAAAUGGAAACCAAGCUUCCACCUCAUCGGUUUCUUCAUCUGCAACACCUCCUACGUCGGCAAAAAACACGUGGAACGUGUCCGUCGCCCUCGCUCUGAAUCCUCCAUGCCUCUCCUCUCAACGAGUAGUUUAGGUGAUGAGUUUGAAAACUGUGGUGUUUUGAAGAAGCUUGGUUAUUACAUUGACUCAUCGAACGGUGUUCUUCUCUGUGGGAGACAUCCGAAAGCUUACUAUCUGUGGGAUCCCACGACUAAGAAGCAGCAUAAGAUCCCGCGGCAUAGGGUUCAUUUCGAAGAGGUGGUGAUGUCUUUGAUCACUGAGGAUUGUCCUGUUCAGGGUUUUAGCUACAAGGUGGUACGUGGGGAGUGUGUUUCUUAUGCAGCUCAGAGUAGUAAGGUGAGAGUAGAGACUUAUUCUUCUAAAACCACCACGUGGAGCUACUCUGAGCUGACUUGUCAUGAGGUGAUAUCUCUAACUCCGUGGACUGCAGGGAGAGUGAUCAAAGGUGUGGUUUAUUGGUAUGCUACAGGAGGUAAAGUUGCUAUCUACGACACAAACGAUGAGGAGAAAAGGAUUAAUGUGAUUAAGCUUCCCAAGACGUUCAACUAUGAUGAACAGGUUUUGGGAGAAUCAUCUGAUGGGUGUUUGCAAUAUGGAUGGAGCAAUAAGUCUGUGAUGGAGAUAUGGAAGCUGGAGAAGAAGGUGAGCGAUGUGCUUGAGUGGACCAUUCAGUUUAAGCUGAAUUUCAAGGCUAUGUGGAGGAUGAAUCCUGUGGAAUCUGCAAGGUUUAGCACGAGGACUAAAGAAACGCAGCUGCUUGCGUUCUUUAACCAGAACUCGGAUACGGUUUUCAUCAGAUGUGACUCGCAGAUCUUCGUGUGUGACACAAAGACUCAAAGGGUUGAAGAAGUUCAUUACCAAGGACGAGGGUCUUCGUUCGUUUGGGAUUACUGCAAAGUCUUACCUUACUUUCAGCUAUCUUGGCCUUCUUCUUCUUCUUCUCUGUUGGAAGAAGGAAACAUGUGAAGAUCGAAACUGUGAUGUCUCUUUCCGCUGUGAGUAGCUUAUGGUAAUAAUCAGUUAGUGUGUAUGCCUCUAAUAUCAUUUUGGUGUUAUGGCCAUUCAGGCCAUUGGAUUAUGGUUUGUUUACAUUAAGUGGCUUUUAUGGGGUUUUUUUAUUGUUUGACCAUUGAUGAACCUCUCAUGGCCAUUGGAAUUACGGUUUGGCUAUUGAAAGAUUGUUCCUUUUGUAAUGACCAAGUUUUGCGUUUUGAAUUUACGUUUCGUGAUAGACUCGGUUUGAAG
Eruca vesicaria subsp. sativa (arugula) is the source of this 1668-nucleotide messenger RNA. The record is from the annotation of a GenBank genome assembly. Lineage: Eukaryota; Viridiplantae; Streptophyta; Magnoliopsida; Brassicales; Brassicaceae.